This is a messenger RNA of Daldinia decipiens, 1295 nucleotides long. RefSeq lists its product as uncharacterized. Gene Ontology annotation, cellular component: nucleosome. Gene Ontology annotation, biological process: nucleosome assembly. The record is from RefSeq and is a predicted model, not a curated record. Gene Ontology annotation, molecular function: DNA binding; structural constituent of chromatin. Lineage: Eukaryota; Fungi; Ascomycota; Sordariomycetes; Xylariales; Hypoxylaceae. The coding region runs from base 234 to 908 and encodes 224 amino acids. The transcript is spliced from 6 exons.
GAUUGUACACGACCCCCCGCCUAAUAUAUAAGCAAGCUCACCUUUCUCGCUGUCGCGUCCCGAUCGAAUGCCUCCCUCCCUUCCGUUUUCUCUUGACUAUAUUCCUUCCGUACAGUAGAAACAUUCCCGUUUGCAUCUAUUUAUUAGAAAGCCAUUCUCAGAUUCAAUUGAUUAUUUCAACUGAUUGCUCGCAUCCCUCCCACGCGUUAUCAAAACCAACAAACACAUUCGAAAUGGGUCCCAAGAAAGCAGACGGAGCUCCCAAGCCCAAGAGCACUCAUGCUUCCUAUCAGGAUAUGAUUACUGAUGCCAUUGUUCAUCUCAAAGAGAGAAAUGGUUCCAGUCGUCAACAACUCAAGAAAUAUGUCAAGGCAAACAACACCAUCAAUGUUACAGACAAGAUGUUCGACUCUCUAUUCAACAAGGCCUUGAAGGCUGGUGUUGAUAAGGGUAUCUUCGAGCAGCCCAAGGGACCUUCCGGUGGUACUAAGUUGUCCAAGAAGUCUAAGCCUGCCGCAGCUAAGCCAGCUGCCAAGAAGGAGACUGAGAAGGACGCUCCCAAGAAGGCUGCCCCGAAGAAAGAGACAGCUACUAAGAAGGCCGCCGCACCAAAGAAAGCUGCAGCUCCCAAGAAGGAAGCCACUGAGAAGAAGCCUGCAGCAAAGAAGGUUGCUGCCGCUGCCGCCGCCCCCAAGAAAGCUCCUGCUACUAAGAAGGCGGCACCCAAGAAGGAUGCUCCCGCUACUGAGGACAAGCCUGCUGCUUUGACGAAGACCAAGGCUGGCAGAGUUACGAAGACUGCAACGGCGGCUAAGCCUGCUGUCAAGAAGGCUGCGCCUAAAAAGGCCGCCGCACCCAAGAAGGAAAAGGCACCAAAGAAGGAAGCAAAGGCUGAAGCUGCAGCAUGAACAUUCGCAUCUUGAUUUGUGUCAUUCGAAUUGUGUGUUGGGGUUUGGCGGUUUAAUGGCGUUUGGGGAACAGGGUACAAAGUUACGUGUGCGUCUUUACUGCGCCAUGGAAUUCGGCGUGUUUUUGGAAGGGUCGGUAAGGAUUUCAGUGAAGGGGGGCCAUAGUAGCUCCGAAGCGUUGCAGAUGUGUCCGACAUACCUUCAGCGGUGCCAGCGGCUCGUGUGCAUAUUGUCCUUCCCUUAGCGGGAUCACGGUUGUUUCGGUUGGAUUGCACAUAUUCCCCAGUCAUGGCAUCUGUUAGAGGAUGGGUAUGGAACUGACGACAUCAUGAGUAUACUUGUAAUUAUACCAAUGAAAAAGAGGGCCUUUGCACGGCUUCCGACCUA